Molecule: messenger RNA, 267 nt
Organism: Prorocentrum cordatum
Lineage: Eukaryota; Dinophyceae; Prorocentrales; Prorocentraceae
Source: the annotation of a GenBank genome assembly
GCGUACGCGCUCGCCGGGGAUGACGGCAAGGACUCCUUCGGCCGCGAGGCCCUCGACACCCUCAUCAAGCUGGUCGAGGACUUCCGCUCGGACCUCGUGGUCAUACUGGCGGGCUACAGCCUCGAGAUGGGGAAGCUGCUGGACACCAACCCUGGCCUGCGUAGCAGAUUCCCCACCGUGAUCGAGUUCGACGACUACACGACGGAGGAGCUGCUGGAGAUCGCGGACUCGAUGCUGCUGCAGGACGUGCUCAUGCUGUCGCAGGCG